This is a messenger RNA of Leishmania braziliensis MHOM/BR/75/M2904, 858 nucleotides long. RefSeq names its product beta-ketoacyl-CoA synthase. Bases 1 to 858 code for a protein of 285 amino acids. Gene Ontology annotation, cellular component: endoplasmic reticulum membrane. NCBI's taxonomy places the organism in Eukaryota, Euglenozoa, Kinetoplastea, Trypanosomatida, Trypanosomatidae. Gene Ontology annotation, molecular function: fatty acid elongase activity. The transcript has a single exon. Gene Ontology annotation, biological process: sphingolipid biosynthetic process; fatty acid elongation, polyunsaturated fatty acid; fatty acid elongation, monounsaturated fatty acid. The record is from RefSeq and is a predicted model, not a curated record.
AUGCAGUGGGUCGACAACUGGGGUGCCAACCACUACGAUGGCUACGCCUUCAAGCAGUGGCUGCUCGACAACCACGACAUUGCCAUCUACGUUGCCGUUGGGUACAUCACCUUCGUUUUUCAGGCGCCCAAGCUGGUGUCCAAGUACCUGAACCUGCCCGCGAAUGCCAAGACCAGCCCCCUCGUGCCAGUUAUUAACAAGACCUGGGCCGUGUGGAACAUCCUCCUGUCCGCCUUUGCCUUUUACGGCACGACGCGCGUGGUGCCGCCGCUGCUGUACAACCUCAAAACGUACGGCCUGCACGACACCCUCUGCACCUUCCGCCCAGAUGAGUUCUACACGUCCGACGUCGGCGUAGCGCUAGGCCUCUUCACCAUCUCCAAGGUCCCCGAGUUCGGAGAUACCUUCUUCCUGGUCCUGAAGGGCACGAAGCUGCGCUUCCUCUCCUGGUUCCACCACACCGCCAUGUUCCUGUACGUGUGGCUCUCGUACGAGACCGGCAGCAGCACCCUCAUCUGCGCCGCUGCCAUGAACUACUUCGUGCACACCAUCAUGUACUUCUACUUCUUCCUGUCAGAGGCCGGCUUCAAGAGCCUCGCCCGCCCGUUCGCCAUGUACAUCACGCUGCUGCAGCUGGCGCAGAUGGUCGGUGUGAUGUUUGUGUCGGGCUACGUCAUUGUCCAGAAGUACAUCCUGGCUGACCAAGGUAUCACCGACGGCAUGACAGGGUCGUGCUCUGGCACCACCAUGGCAACGGCCCGCCUGCAGCUCGGCAUCUACACAGCGUUCCUCUACCUGUUCGGCGAGAUGUUCAUGAACAACCAUGUGCGCCCGCGCGCUGCCAAGAAAGCGGACUAA